Messenger RNA from Cheilinus undulatus (humphead wrasse), 2123 nucleotides. RefSeq names its product armadillo repeat containing 6 (gene armc6). Gene Ontology annotation, molecular function: protein binding. Gene Ontology annotation, biological process: hematopoietic progenitor cell differentiation. The record is from RefSeq and is a predicted model, not a curated record. Bases 145 to 1542 code for a protein of 465 amino acids. The transcript has 8 exons. NCBI's taxonomy places the organism in Eukaryota, Metazoa, Chordata, Actinopteri, Labriformes, Labridae.
GUACUUGUUUUUAUGUGAUUUUGUUUAUUAUCAGACAAAUCCUGCUUAGGAAAGCUGGACUUUGUUCAUUGUAUUUUUACAGCUAUAGCCGUCUACAAGAGCAGUAACAGAACAUCUCAUAGCUAAUGAUAGCCAACUGGAGAUAUGGCGAGGCGGAGGAUCACACAGGAAACCUUUGAUGCUGCUGUCAGGGAAAACAUGGAGGAGUUUGAGAUGGAUCCUGAGGAGGCUCUGAGGGAGGCUGUGGAGCAGUUUGAGUCUCAAGGUGUGGACCUCAGUUGUAUAGUAAAAGCUGUUCCAGCUGUAUCGUCCGAGGACAAACAAGAGGAGAUAACACAUGAAGUCUUACAGACUUUAGAUUCCCUCCGUAUUGGUGAAGACACUGCAAGCGUUACAGCAGACCUAAAAUGCUUCACUGAGCAUUGCUCUCUUGGAUUUGCUCAGCGGUAUCUAGCUGCCCAAAAAGACGCCUACCCUGUCAUCCUUUCUCACUGCAUGAAGAGUGUGGAGGAGCGUGAUGCUGUUUUGACCGCCCUGUCCGCUCUGGCUGCUCUGACAGAUGGACAGCCUGACCUGCUGGAUGCAGAGGGUCGACAGUUUCUUUUGGAUGUCCUUAAAAAGUACCAGACAGACGCCUCUGUGUUGUGUGUAGCCAUUUGCGUUGUUCGUCACUGCUGUUUGAAACAUGAACAGAACAGGCAGGAUUUGGUGAAAGAUGGAAUACUUCCUCUGCUGACCAGAGCAACUACACAACACAGUGGGCAUAAUGAGCUGAUUAAAGAGGCCUCUGCAGCUCUCAGGGUCAUGACCUUUGAUGAUGAUGUGCGAGUUACCUUUGGGCAUGCUCAUGAGCAUGCCAAGAUGAUUGUUCUGGAGCAUAAUGGACUAAAGGUUUUGAUUGAGGCUGCAAAAGCUCACCUCAAUGAUACUUCUGUCCUGAGUGAGCUGUGUUCCACUUUAUCCCGCCUGGCUGUAAGGAAUGAGUUCUGUCAAGACAUCUGUGAUCUGGGAGGGCUGAAACUCAUGAUGACACUGCUUGCAGACAGCUACGAGUCACCGGAGUUGGUUCGGCAGGUCCUGAGUGCAAUACGAGCUGUAGCAGGAAAUGAUGAUGUGAAAGAUGCUGUUGUUAAUGCUGGUGGAGUCCAGCUCAUUGUUAUUGCUAUGAACAGACACAUGAACAACGCAGCUGUGUGUGAGCAGGGCUGUGCAUGUCUCUCUGUCCUUGCUUUGCGCAAACCAAAUAACUGCAAAGUCAUCAUGGAGAAUGGAGGCGCCCUGGCAGCCGUGCAGGCUAUGAAAACACAUACUGAUGCGGUCAAUGUGCAGAAACAAGCGUGUAUGCUGAUGAGGAACCUGGUUUCACGGAUGCGAAACUACAGUCAGCCAAUCCUGGAGAUGGGAGCAGAGGCCCUAAUAGCUCAAGCGCUGCAGACCCAUCAUGACUGUGGCGAUGUUGGUAAAGCAGCUCUGAGAGAUCUGGGAUGCCAGGUGGAGCUCAGAGAAUUGUGGACCGGCAAACAUGGCAGCCUCACACACUGAGAGUGGAGAACAUCGCUGAAAAAAUAUACACUUACAUACCAUGAGUGUGCCUGAAAUAAAAAAGAUGGGCAGAAAAAGUGUUGUGAUGACCAAGAGUGCUAGUACAUGCAACUUCCUAGCUGGAGAUAUUUGUAAAAAUGUAGCUGUUACUGAAAAGGCUGAGGAGAAAGCUGUCAGUCCCACUUAAGACCUUUUAAGAGGUUGAAUAAACUCCAGACUUUUUUAAUCAACACAAAAAGUCAUGCUUGUUUUGCUAGCUGUUAUUUCUAAUACUUGUUUUCUGUGUGUGUCUUUUGGUUGUGUGCCAUGGAUGAAUAUAAAUAUAUUUGCUGCUAUGCAAGUACUUCAACUGUACCAUUUUGUGCAGAUUGCUUUCCCCUAUUCAGUCAUACAGUUAGCUAAAAUUGAACAUGCAGUUAAUGCCUUACUCAGUAUCUAUUUAAAUUUAAGCCAUUUUCUUUCUAUUUUUAUAUGCUUUAUUACUGUGUACAGCUGGAUUAAGUAAUGGAUGGCAUACCAGUUAAAACCUUGACUUGUGUUUUCUGCAUGGCUAUGAUAAAACUCUCCUUGCUUCACUGUUA